AAACACUCACCUUAGAUUAUUGGCGUUCAUAAGUUAAUUGACUAAAAUAAUUCGUGAUCAUUAUACUAUUUACAUGCUUGGAUCGCAUGUUCAGAGUCUUUUUGGGAGCAGUCAAAUAGCGAAUCGUGAUUUAUUAUUGUGCACACAUUCGUACUAGAUUCUGCAUAAUUCACAGUUUUUUGGAAUUCUAUCAACUGUUAAGGAUACAUUAUCAUGUCAGAAUCAUUAAAUCAACUAGCUAAGUCUGCUGCUUUCCUGAUACUUCAUGAAAAUCUUGAACGUUGGGCUUCUUCAUACAAAAAAAACACCUGUGACGAAAAUGUGGCGAUGGGCUGUGAGAUAAUUGAGCUUAAUGCAAGAAUACAGAAUCAACUUUUCCGCUUAAUCAGCAUUUGUGCAUCAGAAGGAGGACUUUAUGGUGGUGCUAGUGCAAUCAAACUUAGACUUCUACCGCUUCUUGGAUCUGGCACUGUAUUCAAUGGUUUUACUCUUGGACCACAGACGCCGAAUUCUAACACAUUUUCUCCCAAAACAUAUGAAUCUAAUAUUUCAAAAUAUUCCAAAGUAAAUACAGAAGAUAAAAAUGAAUUUGAUGCCGUUGAAACACAUAGAGAGAAUUAUCGACUGAGAGAUCAGAUACUUUCAUUAGAAGGCGAAAAUGAACGUCUGAAAUCUCAGAUAUAUUCUCCUCGUCAAAACGAAUAUGAUAUCAAUCAAAAUAAUUAUAGGUCGUUGAAAAAUCUUCCAACCACUUCGAAAACGUAUACUGAACUCGAUAUUGGACCAUUGUCAUUAUCAGCUCCAGCAGAACUAACACCUUCUAUGCUAACCGGUGUAAGUCCAUUAAGUCCGAACGAUCCAAUUCAACGAUACAGGCAACAAAUUUUGGUAAUGCGCUUCAACGAGUUAUUUUCAUUGCAUCGAAUUGAAGCAAUGGGUUUACUAAGACGUUACAUAGAUGACUAUGAAGCAAAUCAGAAAAUCAUAUUCUAUGCUGUUCUGGAGUCAUUCACUGUGGCUAAAUCACAUUUUCGAACUUAUCGAAAUCGUGUACGCAAACAGAUUGCAACAAAUAAUUUAAUUACAACAGAAACACUAGAUGAAAUAGUUCAGUCAUAUAUAAAUAUUCAUGCUAGUCAUUCAGUCGAUAUUCCAGUACUUGUGAAAGAUGUUUGUCUAGCUAUGGAACGUCGUGUCCCACGUAUACGUCGUCCAUCACAUAAUCUUGGUUUCGAUGUCAUUAAAGACUUUUUACAUGAAACUUGUAAACUUGCUUGGGAAUGUUCUGCACUAAGUCAUCCACUUGAUGUUUGUAGACCGGUUUGUGAAAAUGAAUUGAUUGAUGAAGUAAAGUAUAGACGUAGUCACGAUUCAUCAUAUCCAACAUUAGUUAUUCAUCAUCACAUAUGGCCAUGUUUAAUGCAAGGUGAACGUGUACUUGUUAAAGGAGAAGUUUGUACUAGAGGAAUACUUAACUCUUACGGCUUCGAAGUUAUGUCAUCUGAUGGUCGAAAAGUAGCAGACCGUUAUCGAAGUCGUGUAUGCUCACGUUCAUGUUCACCAACACGUCCAACUACAUCACCAGGUCAAACGAAGACUGAUAGAGGCUAAUAUUUAGUGCACGGAAGCGUCUGCAUCUUAAAAGGGCACGAAAUUUAAAAUUAAAUUAAUCUUAUUUGUCAAAUGUCAAGCUGAAGAUCCAAUAUGUCAGAUAAAUUUGCUAUUUGUAUGUAAUUUUAGUAAAGAAAUAAAAUUAAUUAACAAUUCUUUUGAAAAAUUUCAAUAAUGUCUAUUUUCGUCCAUUCCGGUUUUGUUAACUGCCACUUCUUAUGCUUUGCAUUUAACAUAAAUGGAUAUACUGUCUAACAAUUGACUCUUUUUUGAAUAAACUAG
Messenger RNA from Trichobilharzia szidati, 1893 nucleotides. NCBI's taxonomy places the organism in Eukaryota, Metazoa, Platyhelminthes, Trematoda, Strigeidida, Schistosomatidae. The record is from the annotation of a GenBank genome assembly.